UAAAUAAUCGAACACAUUUAGGAAUACGUGUCGAAAAGAAUGAAGAAAAUGGAAUUAAAUUGGUUAUUUUGUUAUGUGGCUAUAACAUAUUUAUGUUAUCAGGCGACAAAUGCUGAAAUUAUUAACAAGAAUGUGGAACGAGUUUUGGAUUUGUCAUCACAACUCGUGAAGACAACAUAUAAAAUAACAGCUGAGGAGACAACCGGCAAACCCAUCAAGGAAUAUGUGUUUAUUGUAACCGAGCCAAAUAUGUCAUUUAUUUCGGCUAAGGAUGGUUUAAAUAAGAAAGUGGAAAUCCAACAGAUAAAAGAAAGUGGAAGCAAUCAGAAUUCUUACAAGCUGACUUUUAGCGCUGCUUCAUCCAAGCAAAGUGUCGUCAUAGAGACAGUCUCCACCAAAAAUAUACUGCCACAUCCAUCAGAAAUUAAACAAAAUGAUAAGCAAUUGGUGAAAUAUGUUGGAAAGAUUCAUCUUUACUCAAAGUAUCCAACAACUACACAGAAAACCAACGUAAUUCUCAGUUCAUCCAAUAUAUUGUCGCACACUCUGGCAAAACCGUUUGCCGUAUCAUCCAAUAAGAUAAGUUUUGGACCAUUUGAGAAUAUUCCAGCACAAUCCGAAGAGGAGCUUGUUCUGCACUAUGAGAAUCAGUCGCCCUUCCUGACCGUUAAUACCCUGGAACGCACAAUUGAAGUGUCGCAUUGGGGCAACAUAGCCGUUAAGGAGGCCAUUCAAAUGACGCACUCUGGUGCUAAGCUCAAAGGAUCAUUUUCUCGCUACGAUUUCCAAAAGGAUGGUCGCUCCGGACAGUCGGCUGUCAAGUCGUAUAAAACCUAUUUACCAGCAGCCGCUAAUGGUGUCUAUUAUCGUGACACUAAUGGUAACAUUUCCACAUCCAAUAUGCAUUCAAUGCGCGACUUUGUUGAUCUCGAAUUACGUCCGAGAUUCCCAUUAUUUGGUGGCUGGAAAACGCAAUAUACUCUCGGUUACAAUGUUCCCUCGUACGAGUAUCUAUUCAGCUCGGGCAACAAAUACGUUUUAAAGAUGCAUCUGAUUGAUCACAUUCACGAUAAUAUGUUGAUCGAUGAGGCCGUCAUCAACAUCAUUUUACCAGAGGGCUCUACAAAUAUUGAGCUAGUAACUCCAUAUAGCGUUAAGCGUCAUCAAAAUGAUUUAAUGUAUACUUAUCUGGAUACUGUCGGACGUCCCGUUAUCUCCUUCUCAAAACAGAAUUUGGUGGAGAAUCAUAUUUCCGACUUUACUCUGAAGUACUCAUUCUCAAAGAUGUCCUUGCUGCAGGAACCAUUGUUGGUCAUUGCUUUCAUUUAUAUUAUAUUCUUAUUCACUAUUGUCUUUCUGCGAUUGGAUCUGUCCAUAACAUCUCAUUCCCACAAAGAUUAGUGCUAUCUAUAUAUACAAAAAUAAUCUGUAAAUGUGAACUUUUCAAUUUACCGAAAAGCAAAUAAAAACGCAGUUUAAUAAUA
This is a messenger RNA of Drosophila innubila, 1484 nucleotides long. Its product is annotated as dolichyl-diphosphooligosaccharide--protein glycosyltransferase subunit 1. NCBI's taxonomy places the organism in Eukaryota, Metazoa, Arthropoda, Insecta, Diptera, Drosophilidae. The transcript has 2 exons. Gene Ontology annotation, cellular component: membrane; oligosaccharyltransferase complex. The record is from RefSeq and is a predicted model, not a curated record. Bases 40 to 1401 code for a protein of 453 amino acids.